Homarus americanus (American lobster) is the source of this 852-nucleotide messenger RNA. RefSeq lists its product as uncharacterized. NCBI's taxonomy places the organism in Eukaryota, Metazoa, Arthropoda, Malacostraca, Decapoda, Nephropidae. The record is from RefSeq and is a predicted model, not a curated record. The transcript has a single exon. The coding region runs from base 1 to 852 and encodes 283 amino acids.
AUGUCUUUAAUAUUUGGAUUCCUGUGUUUUGGUCUCGUAAUAUUUGGAUUCCUGUGUUUUGGUCUCGUAAUAUUUGGAUUCCUGUGUUUUGGUCUAGUAAUAUUUGGAUUCCUGUGUUUUGGUCUCGUAAUAUUUGGAUUCCUGUGUUUUGGUCUAGUAAUAUUUGGAUUCCUGUGUUUUGGUCUAGUAAUAUUUGGAUUCCUGUGUUUUGGUCUCGUAAUAUUUGGAUUCCUGUGUUUUGGUCUAGUAAUAUUUGGAUUCCUGUGUUUUGGUCUCGUAAUAUUUGGAUGCCUGUGUUUUGGUCUAGUAAUAUUUGGAUUCCUGUGUUUUGGUCUCGUAAUAUUUGGAUUCCUGUGUUUUGGUCUCGUAAUAUUUGGAUUCCUGUGUUUUGGUCUAGUAAUAUUUGGAUUCCUGUGUUUUGGUCUCGUAAUAUUUGGAUUCCUGUGUUUUGGUCUAGCAAUAUUUGGAUUCCUGUGUUUUGGUCUCGUAAUAUUUGGAUGCCUGUGUUUUGGUCUAGUAAUAUUUGGAUUCCUGUGUUUUGGUCUCGUAAUAUUUGGAUGCCUGUGUUUUGGUCUCGUAAUAUUUGGAUUCCCGUGUUUUGGUCAAGUAAUAUUUGGAUUCCCGUGUUUUAGUCUGGUAGUAUUUGGAUUCCUGUGUUUUGGUCUCGUAAUAUUUGGAUUCCUGUGUUUUGGUCUCGUAAUAUUUGGAUUCCUGUGUUUUGGUCUCGUAAUAUUUGGAUUCCUGUGUUUUGGUCUAGUAAUAUUUGGAUUCCUGUGUUUUGGUCUCGUAAUAUUUGGAUUCCUGUGUUUUGGUCUCGAAAUAUUUGGAUUUUUAUUUUGUUUACAUUCAUAA